CUCUGGCGCGUAUGCGAGCCGAAAGCAAUCUGCGGAGACCCUAGGGGACGUCGGUGUGAACGCAGUGGGCAGACCCCACUCGGGACUUCCGCUGAGUUCCAGCGGGUGUAGUGGGAGAAGCAUUCCCGGGGAGCCUCAGGCUUCGCCGCGGGGACUGAGUGUCUCUUGGCCUGAGGGCAGCGUGCUGAGCGAUCUAACCCAGCAGGGAAGCUCCUCUCGCCUCCAUCUGGGUCAGGCACUUUAAACCGAAGCCGACUUGACCAUGUGUCUGGCGCGAUGAGGACCCCCGAGAACUUGGAGGAGCCUAGCGCCACGCCAAACCCCAGCAGGACCCCCACGGAGAGAUUCGUUUAUCUGGAAGCGCUCCUAGAGGGAGGGGCUCCCUGGGGCUUCACCCUGAAAGGUGGCCUGGAGCAUGGAGAACCGUUAAUCAUUUCCAAGAUUGAAGAAGGGGGCAAAGCUGACUCGGUGAGCUCUGGACUGCAAGCUGGGGACGAAGUAAUACACAUCAAUGAAGUGGUGCUGAGCAGUUCCAGGAGAGAGGCUGUCUCCCUGGUGAAAGGGUCCUACAAGACCCUCCGGCUAGUGGUGCGCAGAGACGUGUGUGCGGCCCCAGGCCAUGCAGACCCUGGUACCUCUGAGUCCCUCAGCUCAGAGCUGCUCACCUGCAGUCCCCAGCACCGGAAGGCAACAUGGUCGGGAGGGGUGAAGCUUCGGCUAAAGCAGAGGUGCAGUGAGCCUGUCGCUCGUCCUCAUUCGUGGCAUACCACCAAAUUUGGAGAGACACAGCCUGAUGUCAGCAUGAUGCAGAUAUCUCAGGGCACAAUGGGCCCUCCUUGGCACCAGAACUACCAUUCCAGCUCUUCGACGAGUGACCUCUCCAACUAUGACCAUGCUUAUCUGAGGCGGAGCCCUGACCAGUGCAGCUCCCAGGGGAGCAUGGAAAGCCUGGAGCCCAGUGGCGGAUACCCACCCUGCCAUCUCCUUUCUCCUGCCAAGUCCACGAGCAGCAUCGACCAGCUAGGCCACCUUCAUAACAAAAGAGACUCGGCAUAUAGCUCCUUCUCCACCAGUUCGAGCAUCUUCGAAUACCCACCCCCCGGAGGCUCUGCCCGAGAACGUUCGGGUUCCAUGGACAUGAUUAAUGCCCGUGGUGGCCUCCUAGAAGGGAUGAGGCAGGCAGACAUCCGCUACGUCAAGACGGUCUAUGAUACCCGGAGGGGAGUGUCUUCAGAGUAUGAGGUGAACCCUUCAGCCUUGCUCCUUCAAGGUAGGGAUGCCCACGCCUCAGCCGACAGUCAGGGCUGUGCUAAAUGGCACAGCAUUCCUCGGGGCAAGGGAACGCCUUCCCUGUCUUGGAGCCAGCAGUGUUCUGGUUCCCUGGAGACUGCUACUGACAACCCGCCCCAGAAGGCAGGCGCACCCAUGCCCCCCACCCGAAGUGAUAGCUAUGCAGCCUUCCGGCAUCGCGAGCGUCCCAGCUCCUGGUCCAGCCUUGAUCAGAAAAGGUUCUGCCGGCCUCAGACAAACUCUUCAGGCUCCCAGAAAACCCCAUUCGCCGAGGACCAGCUGCAUACAGUCCCAGAGAGGAGUCCAGAGAACAGCCCUCCAGUGAAACCUAAGCAUAAUUAUACCCAGAAGGCGCAGCCUGGCCAACCUCUGCUGCCCACUGGCAUCUAUCCGGUACCUUCUCCAGAGCCUCACUUUGCCCAGGUGCCCCAGCCCUCUGUGAGCAGUAAUGGCACGGUCUACCCUGCGCUAGUCAAAGAGAGUGGAUACACAGCUGCUCAGGGAACCUGUAACAAGAUGGCUACUUUAGAUGAGAACGGCAAUCAGAAUGAAGCUAGCAGGCCUGGGUUUGCCUUCUGUCAGCCCCUAGAACACGACUCGGUGUCUCCGGUGGAGAAAAGGCCUGAACCCACAGCCAAAUACAUCUACAAAGUCCAUUUUUCUUCAGUGCCUGAAAAUGAAGACUCCUCCCUAAAGAGACACGUCACACCUCCCCACGGCCAUAGCCCAUAUCCCAGCGAGAGAAAGAACAUUCACGGUGGCAGCAGACCGAGUUCCAAUCACCACAGUCUCUUGUCCCCUCCGGCCCAGGCCCUGCACAUGGGUGACGACAAGAGGCCUUCCAGGCUCUCUCAGCCCUGGGAGGGUGACUUUCAGGAAGAUCACAAUGCGAACCUCAGGCAGAAAGUGGAGAGGGAGGGCCAAUCAGGCAGCUCUGGCAGGACCAGAUCGGCCUUCUCAUCGCUCCAGAAUAUUCCAGGGAGUCUAAGAAGACAAAGUAGCAUGGAGCUCGGAGAAGCCCCAGAGGUUCACCCCGGGGGCAGGGCCACCUGUGUCCCCACCACCAAGGUGGAGGACCCUGGAAGGAAAGCAGGGCCGGACAUCAGGGGCUACCUGGACAGAUCUGUUUCCUAUCCGAGGCCCGAGGGGAAAAUGAACGCUGCAGACUCCGUCCACGGUGCAGACUCCAGGUAUGAGGAGCCCCCUGCCCCAGCGCUGCCGUCGACAUCCGCUGCCAGCCAGCGGCGGCUCAGCACCAGCAGCGCCAGCAGCAGCACCGCCCCGCAGUACAGGAAGCCGCACUGCUCCGUGCUGGAGAAGGUUUCCAGGAUAGAGGAGCGCGAGCAAGGGCGCCACGGACCCCCGAGCGUGGGCAGCUCCGCUUACAGGCCUGGCAGGCCCGGCCCGACCUCCAGUACUUCCAGCAGUGACCUCGACGAUCCAAAAGCCGGCAGCGUCCAUGUCUCGGAGUCCACUGAGCGCUUGCGUAAUGGGGAGCAGAACCCCGCUAACGGAGAGGCCAAGCAGGCAGAGGCUUCCCGGCCCCAGUGCGGCCAGGCGCUGCGGAGGGCUGCUGUGGACGGCCGUGGACCUCCCACCCGAGGCGGCGAGCCCCCCAGGUCGGAGGCCCGCCUGCUCCGCAGCCAGAGCACCUUUCAGCUCUACAGCGAGGCGGACAGGGAAGCCUCGUGGUCGGAGGACAGGCCCGGCACCCCCGAGUCGCCCCUGCUCGACGCACCCUUCAGCCGCGCCUACAGGAACAGCAUCAAGGACGCCCAGUCCCGCGUCCUGGGGGCCACGUCGUUCCGUCGCCGAGACCUGGAACCGGGCACCCCUGCCGCCUCGAGGCCCUGGCGCCCGCGACCCGCCUCCGCCCACGUGGGGAUGCGGAGCCCUGAGGCCGCGGCGCCCUCGUCCUCCCCGCACACCCCUCGGGAGCGACACAGCGUGACCCCGGCCGCGCCGCAGGCUGCCCGCCGAGGUCCACGCCGGCGCCUCACCGUCGAGCAGAAGAAGCGCUCCUACUCGGAGCCCGAGAAGAUAAACGAGGUGGGGGUCUCGGAGGAGGCCGAGCCCGCGCCCGGCGGCCCGCCGAGGCCCGCACAGCCGCGCUUCUCGGAGAGCACGGUGGCCGACCGGCGCCGCAUCUUCGAGCGCGACGUCAAGGCCUGCUCCACGCUCAGCCUGUCGGGGCCCGAGCUCAAGCAGUUCCAGCAGAGCGCCCUGGCCGACUACAUCCAGCGCAAGACCGGUAAGCGGCCCGCCGGAGCCGCCUGCACGCUGGAGGCCGGGUCGCGCGAGCGCGCACAGAGCGCCUACCUCCAGGCCGGCCCUGCGCCCGAUGGCCCCGGCCUGGCCUCCGCCUGCAGCCUGAGCUCCCUGCGAGAGCCCGAGGCGCUGCCCUGCAAGGAGCACCCCCAUCCGUCGGCCGCCGAUGGCUCGCAGGCGCCCCGAGAUCGCAGCAGCUCCUUCGCCAGCGGACACCUAGUCGGGGAGCGACAACGCUGGGACCCUCAGGCCCCCAGGCAGCUGCUCAGCCGAGUGCACUGCGGACCGAGGGGCGUCCCGAGGAUGGACGGGGUCCCCGGCCGGCCGCCUUCCUGGGGCAUGGUCGCCGGGAAGGCCGGGAAGUCCAAGUCAGCCGAGGAUCUGCUGGAGCGCUCCGAUACCCUGGCGGUCCCUGUGCAUGUGAGGUCCAGGUCGUCUCCCACCUCGGACAAGAAAGGUCAGGAUGUGCUCCUGAGGGAAGACGGCGGCUUUGGUUUUGUGAAGGAUCCAUGCUGUUUGGCUGGCCCUGGGUCUAGGUCUCUCAGCUGCUCAGACAAAGGCCAAGAGGACCUGGCAUUGCCCCUGCACCACCCUACACCCUGCUGGAAUGGCUCAGGCUGCAAAGCCACUGUGGGCCCCUCAGCUCCUACCGAAUCCAGAGCCGCAGAUCAUCUGAAGCAACGUAGAGCACCUGGCCCUAGGCCACUCUCGACAGCAAUGCACGGCCACUUCCCAGAUGCCAGAGCUGCCUCCGUGGCCUCACUCAGCUCCCCUCUGCCAUCACCUGUCCCCUCCAGUUACCGGUCACAGCUUGCCAUCGAUCAGCAGGCUGGGCAUCUGCCUCCCCCAUCCCCUGCCUCUGCAGUGACCCAGUCUGCCAGCCCAAGAAGCCAUGAGCUCACCAGCCCAGCGUCUGGGCUAGAGGAGGGGCUGUGGAAGAGGGCGUCCGUGCCUCAGCGACCCCCUUCACCUUGGGUGAAGUGGGCCCACGCGGUCAGAGAGGACGGCCUUGCCGAGGACGCCUCGGCGCCUGAGUUUGCGAACCUGAAGCACUGUAAAAAGCAGCCGAGUCUUCCGAGUUCCCGCAGCACUUCUGACCCAGACACUCCAGGAAGGAUCUCUCUCCGAAUAUCGGAGUCGGCCCUGCAACCUUCCCCACCACCCCGGGGGGACUAUGACGAUGAAGUGUUCGUGAAGGACUUGCACCCCAAGGUUACUUCAAGUCCCACAUUUGAAGCUCUUCCCCCACCCCCACCCCCACCCCCACCGCCACCGAGCCAGGAACCUCUAGCGAAUGGCGCAGACGACUUUCCUCCGCCUCCUCCCCAAGCCCUGUGUGAGGUACUGCUGGAUGGUGAGGCAUCCACAGAAGCUGGCAGCGGUUCCUGCAGAAUUCCCAGGGUGACAGUCACAAGGGAAGGGCAUGUGUCUGGGGCAGCCCAUUCUGAAGGUAGUCAGAUAAUGACUGCCACAUCACUCCAAACCUCGGCCAAAGAUUCAGAAGCCGAGUCCAACACGCCUUCCAGCGCGAGUGGCCAGCCUCAGCUCAAUGGUCCUCCUGGCAGGCAGCCCUGUCCCAGCCAGACCCGAAACCUCACUUAUGAACCUGUCAUCAGAACUCAGGAUCUAGGAAAGAAAACUCAUGCCGAGCCCCAGAAGACCUCAGAAGAUAUCCGAACAGAGGCUCUUGCCAAAGAAAUUGUCCACCAAGACAAGUCUCUGGCAGACAUUUUGGAUCCUGACUCCAGGAUGAAGACAACGAUGGACCUGAUGGAGGGUUUGUUCCCCAGAGAUGCCAGUGUGCUGAUGGACAGUGGCGCAAAGAAGAAAGCCUUAGUAGACAUCACCGCCAGGCACGGAGGAUGUGAAGCCAAGGCGAGCGACCACAAGGAGGCAGUGGGUGUGCUGGUCAACUGUCCUGCCUACUACAGUGUCUCCGCUGCCAAGGCGGAGCUGCUCAACAAAAUCAAGGACCUGCCCGAGGAGCUGCAGGAGGAGGAGGGGCAGGAGGACGUCAACGAGAAAAAGGCUGAGCUCAUCGGAAGCCUCACCCACAAGCUGGAGACCCUCCAGGAAGCAAAGGGGAGCCUGCUCAUGGACAUCAAGCUGAACAACGCCUUGGGAGAAGAGGUGGAGGCUCUGAUCAGUGAGCUCUGCAAACCCAACGAGUUUGACAAGUACAAGAUGUUUAUAGGGGACCUGGACAAGGUGGUCAACCUGCUGCUGUCCCUGUCUGGACGCCUGGCCCGCGUGGAGAAUGUCCUCAGAGGCCUUGGUGAAGACGCCAGUAAAGAGGAAAGGAGUUCUCUGAACGAGAAAAGGAAGGUUCUGGCUGGCCAGCAUGAGGACGCGCGGGAGCUCAAGGAGAACCUGGACCGGAGGGAGCGCGUGGUGCUGGAUAUCCUGGCCAAUUACCUGUCCGCCGAGCAGCUGCAGGACUACCAGCACUUUGUGAAGAUGAAGUCCACGCUCCUCAUUGAGCAGCGCAAGCUGGAUGACAAGAUAAAGCUGGGCCAGGAGCAGGUCAGGUGUCUGCUGGAGUCGCUUCCCUCGGACUUCAGGCCCAAGGCAGGGGCCAUCUCCCUCCCCCCAGCCCUCACCGGCCAUGUGACUCCUGGGGGGACAUCUGUAUUUGGUGGCAUUUUCCCUACGUUGGCCUCCCCUCUUUAACCUCUCUGAAAGACCCGGGGAAAGAUGCCACUUUCAACACUGUUUAAUCCGAAGGCUACUUCACUACAAACUGCGGUUUGAGUUGUGGGUUUUUGGGGGCUUCCUGAAUAACAGGAAGAGACUAUCCAGGGAUCUUUGCCUUUCACAGUUGGUCUUCUGCAAGCUCUCAAGCUCUGUGGAAGAAAGUUGGUGACCUGUGGCCUGAUGGAGGGUGUCUGGCACAGGUUUCCCCAGGCUGAGGUGGUGGAAUGAGUGUGUGGCACCCUCAGGAAUGUAUCCACAGCGGCCUUACUUGCUGGUGGGCAGUGCACCCUGAUACCAGGGCACAAGUACCAGUCUGCAACACAAAGCCUUAAAAAGACACACACAUGUUAAGAAAACUGUAAAACCCCUGAACGUUUUUGUUAUUUAUAUUUUUAAAAAUGAAAAAGAUCGUUAUGUUUGUGUGCUAACGACUUACUUGAUUCUAUUUUGUGGUGGAUGUAGGCAAUUAUGUUUGUGCUUUGUAUUUCGUGAAAACCUUAAUGAAGAAUUCCAAAGAUAGUCAAAUUGAAUAUGGAG
Molecule: messenger RNA, 6789 nt
Organism: Mus pahari (shrew mouse)
Lineage: Eukaryota; Metazoa; Chordata; Mammalia; Rodentia; Muridae
Gene: Shroom3
Product: shroom family member 3
Exons: 11
Coding region: 277-6228 (1983 amino acids)
Biological process (GO): actin filament organization
Cellular component (GO): apical junction complex; apical plasma membrane; cortical actin cytoskeleton
Molecular function (GO): actin filament binding
Source: RefSeq, a predicted model, not a curated record